This is a messenger RNA of Astyanax mexicanus (Mexican tetra), 954 nucleotides long. It is a transcript of the gene c21h19orf53, whose product is annotated as chromosome 21 C19orf53 homolog. The coding region runs from base 49 to 351 and encodes 100 amino acids. The transcript is spliced from 3 exons. NCBI's taxonomy places the organism in Eukaryota, Metazoa, Chordata, Actinopteri, Characiformes, Acestrorhamphidae. The record is from RefSeq and is a predicted model, not a curated record.
GGGCUUUUAUUAUGUACUAAUCCUUUAAGCUGGUUGUUUCCGGUCGCGAUGGCGCAGGGUAAGCAGAAGUUUAAAGCGCGGAAAUCCGGAGGAUCUAAGAAGCCGCAGAAUAAACCGCGUGGAGUGAAGAAAGGAGGGAGGGUCAUCGCACCCAAGAAGGCCAGAAUUGUGCAGCAGCAGAAGCUGAAAAAGGAUCUGGAUGUGGCUAUCAGGAAUAAGAUCGAGGAGGAGAUCACUCAGAAGGCGAGCUCCUCUCUGCACAAGAAGCUGAGUGUGCUGAAAGCUCCGCAGGGGAAAGGAGGAGGAGGAGCCUCUAAACCCGGAGCUUCUGCUGCUGGACCAUCCAAAUAACCACACACACACACACACACACACACACAUACACAGUUGCUGGUGGGUAGUUCACAGCACUGUAACUGUAAUGUUUGGCCACUAGGUGGCUGCAGUAGCUUGAAUGUGGAGACCAAGUGCAGAAAUAAAGGCUGAAAUUCCAGAAUCAGCUUUAAUUCAGGGUUUAAUGAACUGAUAAAAACAUCAAAUAUAUUAUAUACAUUCGUGAAAUAAACAUCAGUAAUCAACUUUAAGAGAAUUGGUUAUAUUAAAGAGUCCAUAUCCCAAUCCUGCAGCUCUUUUCUGUGAUUUGGGGGGUUUAAUAUACUGACUGUAAAUUACUGGAUUCCUGGAGGUGUGUUCAUACUUACAUCCAUAUCUAAUAUUAGGGCUGCAUAAUAUAAGCAGUCACUCCUACAAAAGCAGGAUCAACCCUUUUAAUACCCCUUAAUGAAUGAGCAGAUGUCCCAAAACUUUUGUCCAUAUAGAAGGAUGUAUCUGGUUGAUAUUGUGCAGCCCUGUGUUAAACCCACACAGUUAUAAAUGCUGUAAUAAAACUGACUCUGCUGCUGUUCUGCUUGUAUUCUAUGGUUGUUAGAAUAAACUGAGAUUAACGGAACAUCA